AAACGUGCCAAAGGCCCCAGUGGGAUGAAAAACUCCAGCUAACACCAAACCACAGAAACUACCAAAAGAAUGAAGAAGUCAAGCUGAGCUGCCCCCGGGGUCUCUUUCCAUCCUUCUUCAAUGUCAAAUGUUCAGAGGCUGCCCAGUCCGGGAGGUAUCCUGGAUCUGCUAACAGAUACACGUGGUUGGGGAAAACCAGCUCUGAUGCUUGGAUUCACAUUCAGGAGCCUGUGAAGUGCACUGAACUUCUCCAGAUUUUCCUGGGGCACUGGGAAGUUGCUGCCACCAGCAUCAAACUGAACUGGACCUGCAGGUUCCCACAUGCCUGCCAGCACAUGUGGGCCAUGUGCCGUCUGGCUUGGCCUUCCUCCCCAUUCUGUGAAGUUGAGGAGGUCACAGGAGAGGAGAUGCUACAGGGUCGGAAGGGAACAUUUACCUGUCCUCUUCUGCAGCCCUUCACUGUUUAUAGUGUCACCAUCUCCUUGCCCCCCAGCAUGGUCCUGUACACACGGCUGGUCAAGACAGAGGGAACGGUGCCGGACAAACCAGAGGAUGUGGUUAUGGAUCACCACACCGGGUUGCUGAAGUGGAAGGCGCUGCCCUCCUGCAAAGGGGAGAUCCUUGGAUACCAGCUGAACAUCACAGCCAGGAGAGCGCAUGAUGGCAGCUUCCUUGAAUCUGAGCAGGUGACGGUGAACGCAUCUGUCACUCAGUACCUGCCACCUCAUCAGAGACCUGGCAGCAAAUACACUGUGGAAAUCCAGGGCUUGACAGCAGCUGGUGCUGGGGCUGCAUCAAUCCUGGAAUUUCAAACCUACAUCUCAGGGAUCCUGUGGUUUGUGCUGUCCAGGAAAAAGAAGGCCUUGAUCAGCCAAGCCAAGGAGGAGCUUUACACAGAGCUCCAGCCCUAUGAAAACUUGGACUCUUACUCUGUGAUCAAGAACUGUCCUCUGGCAGGUAAAGAUGCAGUCAAGAUGACUCUCCCUGCUGGGCCCUAG
Tinamus guttatus (white-throated tinamou) is the source of this 998-nucleotide messenger RNA. Lineage: Eukaryota; Metazoa; Chordata; Aves; Tinamiformes; Tinamidae. The record is from RefSeq and is a predicted model, not a curated record.